CCUCCUCCUCGCCUCGCCCUUCCGCGGAAUCGUGGUGCCGAUUUGUUGCGCCUGGCUGGCCUGUCAUCUCGAAGAACGCUGCCAGAGUCUGAAUUUGCCCCCUCUUCCCCUCCUCUACUCCUCCUCCCUCUUUGCAUUGUCCCAUUUCGGGCGGCUGAUUGGGGAUGUCAGCCCAUCGAUUUUGGUUCCCUUGCGGGCCGUCUGAUGUCCCCGCCGCGUGGCCGAUAGCGACACCAGGUGGGCCGGUAUGGAGCGAGAAGGGGCUCAAAGCUGUCCCGCGCCUCCUGGUGCAUCCUCCACCCCUCGUCUCUUUCCUCCCGCUCUCGCCUCCUGGAGGCGGUGCGCCGGCUAGCCCUGCCGGGGCCGGCCCGCUCUCCGCCUCCUCUGCCUGUCUCGUCCUCGCUCUCCCCCGAAUGCGGCGGCCCCACGGCUUGACCAUUAGUGGUGACGAUCAGUGCUUGCACUUCAGUUUGAGACAGCUUGUCAGGCAGCGAGUUUCGCGCCUAGUCGUGGUGUAGUUUCGCAGGUCGCUUGUUUAUCCGUCUUCAUCUUACCUCUCCCUCCUUUUUCGUCGUGCCGCCGCUGCCGUUGCUUUACAGUUUCUUUAUGUGUAACAUGUCCCGCGCUUAGCAAACGCGCUGUCCUCUGGCAGCUUGAAUGGAGCGUAGCCCGUUUUCUAAUUCGGUUUGAGCUGUGCAUUCCAAUAUAUCAGCAGGUACUGUGAUCUCUGUGUCCCGCUCUCCUCGUCCUUCUCCUCCUCGUUCUCUCCGUUUCCUUUUACUGUUUAUAAUUUUGGACGUACCAGCCUAUCCUCGAGUUGAGGCCCUGUUUGUUGCGUCGACGCUGUUGGGUAAUCCGCAGCAUCCGCAUUGCUCUCUUGCCUGGGGGGCUGUUCAAGCAGCUAUGGAGCCGCAGGGCUAGUGGCUCUGGAAAUGACAAAAAAAAGCAGGAUCCUACAGGGCCAGACCUGGGCUUGGGUGCAGGGCCUGCAGGGUCCUGCAAGGCCUGACUGCCCCGGGUUUGGGUGGAACGGGGCCAGUAGGUCCCGGACAGGCCCCCGGCGCCCGCCCCGCGAUUCCGGCGACACCCAGGCUUCGGCACCCUCCAAAAACAUCCCCGAAGGGUGCGCUGGCCACACCGCGUGGUGAGUCCGUGGGGAUUUGGAGUGACCGCACGGUUUUUGUUUGCACUCGGGUCGAUCUCUCCAAGGACGUCGACUGGGGCCUUCGAGGUUCCAAAUCCGCGCGGUGACGGCCCGUGCGGUGAGGCCUUCCGGGGUUCCGAGGUCCCCGCACGGGCUGUCACCGGACCGAUUCGGGCCCUCCCUUGUAAGGUCGUGGACCACGGGAAGUCUCUGCACGAUUUCGCGGACGACGGCAAGGACCUCGUGGUGGGCGAGGACAUGGCGGACCUCGACUGGCUCAACACGGGCCUGCUCCUCUGCCGCGCGGGCUCCGCCUGGGCACGCGGGCUGUGGGGCAGGGUGUGGUGCGAGGGCGACCAGGCCUUCCACCUCGGCGAGUUCUGGGACCAGAGCGGCCUCAUGAGCUGCCUCAGCUCUUGGGGGGAGCUGAGCCCGGACGUCAUCUCGAAAAGACUGGCAACCCGCCCCCCUCCCUGCCUUGGUUCAGUUGGGCUGGAGGGCCCCGGAGGAAGGAGACCGACCACAUCUGUGUUGUCGACACCGGUGGGUUUCAGACCAACAAUCCGCGGUUCGCGCAGUUUGCCUUCCACGCAGCAGGGAUGAAGGACAAGAUGCGCUGCUGCAGCUUCCUUGUGGAGGUCGGUGCCAUCCGCGGCCUGCACGUCCAGAGCUCCCCCAAGGCAUCGUGCGGCGUCGGCGACAAAGCUCGGUGGAGGGUUUGCUUCGAUAAGCUGAGGGCUGCCGAGCAUGCUGCUGGGAACCCCUUCGGAUGGCCCUGCGAGGCCCGGCGAGCCUGGCGGAACGAGAGGCCAGUAGCGCGGGUGAGUGCGACAGAUCCGGGCAAUUGGAGUGCGCCCGCGGUCCUUUCCUCGCCGCCUCCAGCGCCGUGGACCCUCACUGCGCUGCCUGGCGCCUGCUGCGCAGAAGUCACGGUGGACAUCGCGGACCGCGCGCCUGUCUUCGCCGACGACGCCCCGCCGGACGGCCGCCCACUGAGCUUCUCGUCGCGAGCGCGGCUCUGGGAGAUGGUCGACUAUGCUGCUGGCUACCCCCCGUCGCGGCAUGCCUUGCUUCGGGAGAUGGACGGCUCCCGCCUCUGGCGCACAGCCUGGAGGCCGUGGCGCGAGGCCGCCGGCGCCCCGGCGGCAACGCCGCCGCUGCGGUGGCCAGCGCAGCUCCGCCCGCCCGCGGAGCUUCUGCGGGAGGCCCGCGUGGAGGUGGCCCCGCCCGGCGCGGCCGCGCGCACGCACCGCCCCGGCGCCGACGUGGCGCUGUGGCUGCUGGACGGCGCGCUGCAGGCGGUGCUCCUGGAGCCGGGCUGCCCUGCGGCGGCCGCGCAGGCGGGCGAGGCCGCGGGGACGCGCGCAGCGGGGCACAGCGCCUACGACCCGUGGGCGGAUCCGGCCGCGGAGGUGCGCUCGGUGGUGGUGCGCGGGGGCGAGGCGCUGCUGGUGCCGGGCGGCUGGUGGCUGUCGACCCGCUGCCUGCGGCCGUGCUUGUCCGUCGUGGUGCCGCUGGGGCCGCAGCGGGCCGCUGGCGGCGAGGCUCCCUGGGGCGCGUCGCGCCACGCCGCGGCCGCGCUCGUCGAGCGGCUGCAGCGCAAGGAGGGCGGCGCCGCCAUAAAGCAGGUGCUCGCGGAGGGCAGGCCGGGCCCGGCGCCCGAGCCAGGGCGGCCGCCCCGCUUCAACGCCGUCUGCCACCUCGAGGUGUACCGCGGCGGCGGCGCCGAGCUCGAGCGGAGCACGAGGCGCGGCGGCGGGGGCCCGCAUGCCUUCUUCGUGGGCGCGGACAGGGCGCUGGGCCCGCUGGAGGCGGUGCUGCGCGGCAUGGCGGUCCACGAGCGUGCCCUCGUGGCCGUGCGCGGUGCGGGCGCGGGUGCAGGCGGCGGACCGCUGGCCGGUGACGCGGUCUUCGACGUGGAGCUGCUCGCGGUGUGCACGCCGCCGCCCCGCAGGGGCCCGCCGCUGGCGCCCUACGAGGCGGCGUGGGGCACGUGGUUUGGGCCCCCGGAGGGGUGGCGCCCACUGCCCCUGAGCGGCGCCUCGGCCGCCGCCAGCCGCUGGUCGGGCGGCGGCCCCUGCGCCCGCUGCUCCGCCGCGGCGGCGCCGCUGCGGUGCGCGCGGUGCCGGCGGGCCUGGUACUGCUGCGGGCACUGCCAGCGGGACGAUUGGCCGCUGCACAGGACUUCGUGCACAGGGGGCCCACAGAAGGAGCGGCGCGGCGGGGAGAGCUUCGGAUAACAGAUGCAGAUCGCGGGCGGCCUCGAGACGGUCCUCGCGAGGAGCGGCGUCAGCGUGACGGUGACCAUGCGGGCGGUCUGGGAUCCCGCCGGCGCGUGAGGUACGGCAGCGCCCGUGGCACGCGGAAAGAGUGGCGCCUCCUCUCCCGAGGAUGGGAGAUUUGAGGCUUGUGCUUGGGUUUUUUGGGCCUCCACAGAGUCGUCGGCGGCGGCUUGCGACAUCCCUGGCAGGGCAGGGCCAACCCAAUCGGUUGGUUGCCUUUUUGGGGUCUGGGGUGGCCUGGGCCAGCCUGCCCUCGGAGGCCCCAGGUGGUCGAGGUCGUGCCCUUGGCCCCGCCAGAGAUCCCCGACGGGGGCGCCUGGUCGUUGUCGACGUAGUCGGCGGCCAACGACAUCUUCGGCGGGGCAGGAGGCCACCCUCGAACUCGCCUCGAAGCCCCCGCCAGAGCUCGCGGGAGAGACCUGGAUCGCCGG
This is a messenger RNA of Prorocentrum cordatum, 3857 nucleotides long. The record is from the annotation of a GenBank genome assembly. Lineage: Eukaryota; Dinophyceae; Prorocentrales; Prorocentraceae.